Messenger RNA from Colletotrichum navitas, 1109 nucleotides. RefSeq names its product proteasome A-type and B-type. The record is from RefSeq and is a predicted model, not a curated record. Gene Ontology annotation, molecular function: threonine-type endopeptidase activity. Gene Ontology annotation, cellular component: proteasome core complex. Bases 175 to 876 code for a protein of 233 amino acids. NCBI's taxonomy places the organism in Eukaryota, Fungi, Ascomycota, Sordariomycetes, Glomerellales, Glomerellaceae. The transcript has 6 exons.
AGCUGCCUGAGCUUCGUCAAGCUCCAGCCUUUCCCUCAGCAACCGACCACCUGCUGCCGCCUUCCCACCGACGACGCAUCAAACGAACCCCGCCGAAUUUUGACUCGAACCUCUCAACCCCAAACAACAGACACCCGAUUUAAAUCAACCGACGAUAUUCGCACGCAAGCCAAAAUGGAGUUCACCACCACCGGAAUGUUGAACGAAGGUACGGGCGCUGUUGAUGGCAUUCACCUUGACAUGGAGAGAUUAAAGAAGGGCGAGGUUAACCUCGGAACCUCGAUUAUGGCAGUCACAUUCAAGGACGGUGUUAUUCUCGGUGCCGACUCCAGGACAACGACGGGCGCCUACAUUGCCAACCGUGUCACCGACAAGCUCACACAAGUCCACGACACCAUCUGGUGCUGCCGGUCAGGCUCCGCGGCCGACACUCAGGCCGUCGCCGACAUUGUCCAGUACCAGCUGGGCCUGUACGCCAUGCGCAACGGAAAGCCUCCAAUGACACAAACCGCCGCUGCCAUCUUCCAAGAGGUCUGCUAUGCUAACAAGGACCGCCUGACCGCUGGCCUCAUCAUUGCCGGCUGGGACGAGCGACACGGCGGCCAGGUCUACUCGAUCCCCCUCGGUGGCUCCCUACACAAGCAGUCGUACGCCAUCGGCGGCUCGGGCUCGACCUACAUCUACGGAUACUGCGACGAGCACUGGAAGGAGGGUAUGGAGGAGCAGGACGCGGUCGACUUCGUUAAGGGGUCGCUCAAGGAGGCCAUCAAGUGGGACGGCAGCUCCGGCGGUGUCAUCCGCAUGGUCGUCCUGACCGCCAAGGGCGCCCAGAGGCAUCUGUAUCUCCCCGACGAGGACUACACGGUGAAGCACUAGAGUGUGUGCGUUUCUUGUGCGAGGGAGAAGAUAACGCCGGGAACGGUUGCUUGAGGAGAAAGCAAAUGAGCUGCUGAUUUGCUGAAAUGGCUCGCCGUCCGAGGGGGCGAGUGAUACAUCACACAGGCUGGCCGCCAUGAGUUACGAACGAGCCUCGGAGGGCAUUCAUGCCGAGGCGACGACACACUCCAAACUUGGCGGACGAAACAAUGAAUGUACAAUAAAAUAGAUUA